Austrofundulus limnaeus is the source of this 1252-nucleotide messenger RNA. It is a transcript of the gene scn2b, whose product is annotated as sodium channel, voltage-gated, type II, beta. The transcript has 5 exons. Lineage: Eukaryota; Metazoa; Chordata; Actinopteri; Cyprinodontiformes; Rivulidae. The record is from RefSeq and is a predicted model, not a curated record. Gene Ontology annotation, cellular component: plasma membrane. The coding region runs from base 45 to 710 and encodes 221 amino acids.
UCCCCCGUAGAGAACAUCCUCAGAUUUGAGGAGGAGGAGAGAAAAUGUCUCCGACCGCGCAGGAGGAGAGGAGGAGGUCUGGCGUUCAGCUGGGGAGCGCUGCGCUGCUGCUGCUGCUGCUCUCACUCUCUGGUUGUUCAAGCAUGGAUGUACUGGUGGCCAGUCAGAUUAAUGCACUUAAUGGAACAACUGUCACAAUCUCCUGCACAUUUACUUCKUGCUAUAAGAUUGACCUCACAAAGUUUGGCAUGAACUGGACUUACCAGGAAACCCACAACGACACAGAAGAGAAGUUUAUGCAUUACAAUCGAAAAAGAAUGCAGGCACUGCCUUCGAACCGAUUUGGGGACAGAGUUGUGUUUUCUGGAAACCUGGAAAAGAAUGACUUGUCCAUCACCAUAUCAGAUGUUCAGCUGGAGGAUGAGGGGAUAUACCACUGCUAUGUGAAAAACCCCCCAGACCGUAUCCAAGGAAAUGGCAUCAUUCGGUUCAAUGUUGUCACAGAAUUACCCCCUCCGAGAGAUUCAACCAUUGCUGUUGCGAUCGGGGCAUCAGUGGGUGGAGCGUUGGCCUUACUCAUCCUCUCCAUGGUGGUGGUGAAAUGUCUUCGCCGACACCGGAAACAAGAACUGAUUUCAGAGGAAAAGAUGGAGGAGGAGGGGAAACUGGAGCCUGAAGCUGUUGCAGAGGAGGGAACUAAACUUCCAUAGUGGUUAUUUGAACCAGUGUCUAUGGAGCUACCAUUUAUAUCACCUCACAUGGUAAACAACUUUGUCUGUUUAUUAUAAUAGUUCAUUCUGUGUUGCAGAAGCUUUCUUUCAGGUUUCUAAAGUGAAUUUGAAGCUGACAUUUUGAAAUGUASCUUCAUAACAAAUGUGUAAAAGGGUUGUUCUAACUAACUCAUUUGAAGGUAAUAACAAUUUAGUAAAAUGCUGAAAUCCAGCGCCUGCAAAUUAUACAUCAGUUAUGAAUACAGCAAAUAGCAAACGUUCUGCCAUGAGCUUGUACGCAGCAUCAGUUGUUGGAGUCAGUGCAAAGACAAGAGGUUGUCCUCUUUUUAAUGCAAAUUCGGCAAUGACAACAAAGUUUUGAAUGUCUUGCUUAGUAUAAAUCAAGCUGUUGUCUUGGUGUUCACUUUCCUUUUUUUUCCCUGCCUUGUUUAAUCAUUAACCAUACAGUAAGUAGAACAUUUAAAUAAAAAAAAGUUCAACUAUUUAUUAAAAACACUAUUUACUUAUUGUCACUACACAUU